Molecule: messenger RNA, 2233 nt
Organism: Bombina bombina (fire-bellied toad)
Lineage: Eukaryota; Metazoa; Chordata; Amphibia; Anura; Bombinatoridae
Gene: SRPRA
Product: SRP receptor subunit alpha
Exons: 14
Coding region: 66-2024 (652 amino acids)
Biological process (GO): SRP-dependent cotranslational protein targeting to membrane
Cellular component (GO): endoplasmic reticulum membrane; signal recognition particle receptor complex
Molecular function (GO): ATP hydrolysis activity; GTPase activity; signal recognition particle binding
Source: RefSeq, a predicted model, not a curated record
UUCGGUAGCUCUGACGUGUCGCUCGGGGCUACCCCCAGUAGUUAGUGCGCAGCCGGAGCGGCAACAUGUUGGACUUCUUCACUAUCUUUAGUAAGGGCGGUAUUGUGCUCUGGUGCUUCCAGGGGGUGCGCGGCUCCUUCACCGGCCCUGUCAAUGCACUUAUUCGCUCCGUCAUCCUGCAGGAGAAAGGGGGGAAUAAUUACUUUGCACAUGACUCCCUCAGCCUGAAAUAUAAGCUGGACAACCAGUUUGAGCUGGUUUUUGUGGUUGGAUACCAAAAGAUUUUAACUCUGACGUAUGUGGAUAAACUGAUAGACGAUGUUCACAGAGAGUUUCGAGAUAAAUAUCGCAAUCAAAUACAACAGAAUGGAGUUCUGGGGCUACUCAAUGGGUCCUUUGAUUUCCAUAAUGACUUCUCGGACCUUCUUAGGGUGGCGGAGGAGAGCAGUAGAGCUCGCCCUCCCCCAGCCAUGAAAACAUUUGAACAGUCCCAGAAGUCCCAGAAGACCGUUAAGUCCAUGAUAGAGAAGCCAGCGGACAAGGGGAAGGAAAAUAACAAGAAAAACAAGGCCUCAAAGAAAGAAGUACAAGAUGUUGCUGCCCCGAACAAAGCUGCUCCAGUGACAAAACCGAGCACCCCCGCUGCUGCUGCUGGGGAUAAAGAAGAACUCACUUCUGAGGAGAUCAUGCAACGUAAGAGAGAAGAGUUCUUCCAGAAGAGAAUGAAAGGAUCCAACAAGCCCAACAAAUCUCCAAAACCAGAGGCUCAAAAAGAGAAGGGAAAACAGCCUCGUGUUUGGGUGGCAGGAGCCUCCAACACCAAAGAAUUGGAUUACAGUAAAGCAACUACUAAUGGCAGCCCAGAAGAACCUGCCGUGCCUGACGAGGACCUUGCAGCUCUGAGGUCCCGUAGCGGAUGGAUGCAGGGAAACCCUCCUGAUGUAGAGUGUGAGAGCAGUAGUGAGGAGGAGGAAGAGGAGGAGGAGGAGGAAUUGCCUGCGGUGAAAACUAAAGCUGCACCUGUCCCAGUGAAGUCAAGCACUAAGAAGAGCGGCUUUGGGGGCAUGUUUGGAAUGCUAAAGGGCCUGGUGGGCGCCAAAAGCUUAACACUGGAUGACAUGGAGCCCAUCCUAGAGAAGAUGAAAGAUCAUCUAAUCGCAAAGAAUGUAGCAGCCGACAUUGCUGUUCAGCUUUGUGAUUCAGUGGCCAAGAAACUUGAAGGAAAAGUAAUGGGAACCUUCAGCACUGUGACUUCGGCGGUAAAGCAGGCUUUGCAAGAGUCCCUGGUACAAAUCCUGCAGCCCAAGCGUCGCGUGGACGUCUUACGUGAUGUGAUGGAGGCACAACGCCUACAUCGGCCUUACGUGAUCACUUUCUGUGGUGUCAAUGGUGUAGGGAAGUCUACUAACCUCGCAAAGAUUUCCUUCUGGCUGAUUGAGAAUGGUUUUAGUGUGCUUAUAGCUGCUUGUGACACAUUCCGUGCUGGAGCAGUAGAGCAGCUGCGUACUCAUACGCGCCGUCUCAACUCUCUGCACCCUCCUGAGGAGCACAAGGGAUGCACCAUGGUCCAGCUUUAUGAGAAGGGCUAUGGCAAGGACGCAGCUGGUAUUGCAAUGGAAGCUAUAUCUUACGCCCGGAACCAGGCGUUUGAUGUGGUUUUGGUGGACACAGCUGGCCGCAUGCAGGACAACGCUCCCCUGAUGACCGCACUGGCAAAACUAAUCGCUGUGAAUGUGCCUGACCUGGUGCUGUUUGUUGGGGAGGCCUUGGUUGGCAACGAGGCUGUAGAUCAGCUGGUAAAAUUUAACAAAGCUCUGGCUGAUCACUCUUUGGCAGAGAAACCACGUCUUAUUGAUGGCAUCGUCCUAACCAAAUUUGACACCAUUGACGACAAGGUCGGAGCUGCCAUCUCCAUGACUUAUAUAACUGGCCAGCCCAUAGUGUUUGUGGGUACAGGACAGACCUACAGUGACCUGCGCAGCCUCAAUGCCAAAGCCGUGGUGGCUGCUCUAAUGAAAGCUUAAAUCCUAACAUUUGCUUUGCCGUUAUUUUGAGAAAAUGCUGGAGAUGUUGCCAGUAAAUCUUUCUAGCAUAUGAAGGAGCGUGAUGCAGUUUGUGUUCUCAUCCAUUCUGAUAUUGUUUGUUCCAACUGGCAUUUUACGGCUCAGCUAAUGAAAAUCAGACAUUUAGGAUUUGCUGAGCAGCUUUGCUCAUAGGUCUGCUCCCCCCCCCC